Molecule: messenger RNA, 706 nt
Organism: Cylas formicarius (sweet potato weevil)
Lineage: Eukaryota; Metazoa; Arthropoda; Insecta; Coleoptera; Brentidae
Gene: IscU
Product: iron-sulfur cluster assembly scaffold protein IscU
Exons: 2
Coding region: 154-609 (151 amino acids)
Biological process (GO): intracellular iron ion homeostasis; iron-sulfur cluster assembly
Cellular component (GO): cytoplasm; mitochondrial matrix
Molecular function (GO): 2 iron, 2 sulfur cluster binding; ferrous iron binding
Source: RefSeq, a predicted model, not a curated record
GCCACCUGCCCUCCCGUUUGUGAAACGUAUUAAGAAGUGGCCAAUUGUGGUGGAAGGCACAGUCAAAACAAUUCAUUAUAAAAAAUAAACCCCAACAAAAAAAAGAUUGUUGUGCAACUGUUUGCGGGCAUGACGUUUGAUUGAUUCAGAAGCAUGGCUUUAAAUACCAGUGCGAAUCUGUUGAAAUCACUUCGUCAUCCUCUAAAAUUAUCCGUAUCCUCUUACCACCCCAAGGUGAUCGAUCAUUAUGAAAAUCCAAGAAAUGUAGGCUCUCUGGACAAAAACGAUAAGAAUGUUGGUACUGGACUGGUUGGUGCUCCAGCCUGUGGUGACGUCAUGAAGCUACAAAUCAAAGUGGAUGAGAAUGGAAAGAUCAUCGACGCUAGAUUUAAAACCUUUGGUUGCGGCUCGGCUAUAGCAAGUAGCUCGUAUACGACAGAAUGGGUAAAAGGAAAAACAGUAGACGAGGCUUUGAAAUUAAAAAAUACUGAGAUUGCUAAAGAGUUGUCUCUACCACCAGUAAAACUGCAUUGUUCAAUGUUAGCCGAAGAUGCCAUUAAAGCUGCUUUGUCAGACUACAAGAUUAAACAAAACCCAAAUAAGGAAUAGUUUCGAAUAAGUACUGAAAGGAUGUGAUAAUUAUGAACUAGUUGGAUUAAAAUAUUGUAGUUGUCAUUAAUGUCAAUAUAAGUGGCUUGAAAAAUUA